CAGUACGCGACCAGAAAAGCUCCCAGUAUGAAAGGAAAAGUGGGAUUGGAGAAGUGACGGUGACGUUAUACUGCUGGAAAGAGAGGGAGGGAGGAAAGGGGAAGGCUGGACUCCAUUAAGCCGAAGCCUGCGGGAAAACAGUUUGGGAUACUUCACUUCUUCAGCGAGUUCUUCGGGGAUUUCUUUCUUCUUUUUUUAUUCUUUUUACAGACUUUCUACAUGAUUUAAGGACGGGGGACUUAUUCUGUACCGUGUAGACGACUGCUUCAGCGUUUUUUCGUCUUUGUGAAGGAUGGCGCUGGAUGGGAUCCGGAUGCCCGAUGGCUGCUAUGCCGACGGGACGUGGGAGUUGAAGAUUCAUGUCACCGACCUCUACAGGGACGUGUCGCUGAGGGUCACUGGGGAAAUCCACAUCGGUGGAGUCAUGCUCAAACUGGUGGAGAAGUUAGAUGUAAAGAGGGACUGGUCAGACCAUGCUCUCUGGUGGGAGAAGAAGAAAACAUGGCUGUUAAAAACCCACUGGACGUUGGAUAAGUACGGCAUCCAAGCUGACGCCAGGCUGCUCUUUACGCCGCAGCACAAACUGCUACGGCUCCAGCUCCCCAACAUGAAGCACAUGAAAGUCAAGGUCAACUUCUCUGACAGGGUCUUCAAGGCUGUGUCGGACAUCUGCAAAACUUUCAAUAUCCGCCACCCAGAGGAGUUAUCUCUACUGCGCAAGCCCCGUGAUCCCAAAAAGAAGAAGAAAAAGUUGGAGGAGACGGAAGAAGAUGAUCUGGAACUGGAGGGUCCGAUGUUAACACCUGGAUCAGCCUCUGAGAUAAUAUACAUCGGACCUGUGAAAGGGAGCAUCUACUCUAGUCCAGGCUUAUACAGUAAGACCAUGACCCCCACCUAUGACUCAAGGGACGGCAGCCCUUUGUCACCAACAUCCGCCUGGUUCGGAGACAGUCCCCUGUCAGAGGGCAAUCCCAGCAUCCUUGCUGUGAGCCAGCCAAUCUCCUCACCAGACAUUCUGGUCAAACUGUACAAGCCCCAGUCCCUGCUGGACAAAGCCAAAAUCAAUCAGGGGUGGCUGGACUCAUCCAGGUCUCUCAUGGAGCAGGAUGUAAAGGAGAAUGAGGUGCUGCUGCUGAGGUUUAAAUAUCACAGCUUCUUUGACCUCAAUCCAAAGUAUGAUGCCAUUCGAGUGAACCAGCUCUAUGAACAGGCCAAGUGGGCCAUUCUCCUGGAGGAAAUUGAAUGCACAGAGGAGGAAAUGAUGAUGUUUGCUGCCCUCCAGUACCACAUCAACAAGCUGUCAAUCAUGUCUUCAGACAACCACAUGAAUAAUAGUGAGAAGGAGGUGGAUGAAGUGGAUGCAGCCCUGUCAGAUCUGGAGAUUACCUUGGAGGGAGGGAAGACUUCCAACACACUGGGUGACAUCACAUCUAUUCCUGAGCUAGCAGACUAUGUUAAAGUCUUCAAACCCAAGAAACUGACGUUGAAGGGCUACAAGCAGUACUGGUGCACAUUCAAGGAUAUCACAAUUUCCUGUUACAAGAGUAAAGAGGAGGCACAUGGGACACCUUCCCAUCAAAUGAAUCUUAGAGGCUGUGAGGUAACGCCAGAUGUUAACAUCUCUGGUCAGAAAUUCAACAUCAAGUUGCUAAUCCCUGUGGCUGAUGGCAUGAAUGAGAUCUGGCUUCGGUGUGACACGGAGAAACAGUACGCCCACUGGAUGGCUGCAUGCCGCUUGGCCUCCAAGGGGAAGACCAUGGCGGAUAGCUCAUACAACCUGGAGGUCCAGAACAUUCUGUCCUUCCUUAAGAUGCAGCACAUGAACCCUGACCUACCCAUUGAACCAGUUGCUACUGAUAUCAACCCAGAAUGCCUGGUGUCUCCGCGCUACCUGAAGAAGUACAAGAACAAACAGCCAGGCUAUAUCAGGGACUUGAUUUCAGCCCGGAUUCUUGAAGCCCACCAGAAUGUGGCCCAAAUGAGUCUCAUCGAGGCCAAGAUGCGCUUUAUCCAGGCAUGGCAGUCCCUUCCUGAGUUUGGGAUCACUCAUUUUCUUGCAAAGUUCCAGGGUGGAAAGCGGGAGGAGCUGAUCGGUAUCACUUAUAAUCGUUUGAUCCGGAUGGACGCCAGCACCGGAGAUGCCAUCAAGACGUGGCGCUUUAGUAACAUGAAACAGUGGAACGUCAACUGGGAGAUCAAGAUGGUGACUGUGGAAUUUGCAGACGAGCCCAGUCUUUCAUUCAUC
Neolamprologus brichardi is the source of this 2245-nucleotide messenger RNA. It is a transcript of the gene fermt2, whose product is annotated as FERM domain containing kindlin 2. The record is from RefSeq and is a predicted model, not a curated record. Gene Ontology annotation, molecular function: integrin binding. Gene Ontology annotation, biological process: cell-matrix adhesion; integrin-mediated signaling pathway. NCBI's taxonomy places the organism in Eukaryota, Metazoa, Chordata, Actinopteri, Cichliformes, Cichlidae. Gene Ontology annotation, cellular component: focal adhesion.